Canariomyces notabilis is the source of this 537-nucleotide messenger RNA. RefSeq lists its product as uncharacterized. The transcript has 3 exons. Bases 181 to 348 code for a protein of 55 amino acids. Lineage: Eukaryota; Fungi; Ascomycota; Sordariomycetes; Sordariales; Chaetomiaceae. The record is from RefSeq and is a predicted model, not a curated record.
UACCCACAUCUGCUACAACUCACUACCUUGCAGCUCACCAACCCAAGUCCCAGAAACCAGACGCUUUGCCUUUCGAGUUGCUAGUGUAGAGCUCUUACACCAUACCCGUGGACCCGUAUACCGCCUACGGCCCGACAAUCCUCUACGGUAUCAGACCGGACAGGAUUUCUUAUUUGGAAAAUGGCCGUCAACGCCAUGUGCGCUCACCAGUUUGUCCUCCUAAAAUCCGACACCACACUACUCCAGUGGACCUGCGCAGUGUGCCACUCAGGCCCGCACUGGAUGAUCUAUGAGUGUCGCUUCUGUCGUAUCAAGACGUGUCGUGGAUGCAUGCAGAGCGUUCCUUAAAUUCAGUGACGUCUCGGCAGCUGGGUCGGUCUGCUAGGCCAAAUCGGGCUGGGGCGCGGUGGAGGUCGGCAUUGUGACUCAAGGAGCCGAGGAAGGAGGAAUUGACUUUCCUCUCGGAGGUGGCUGCCGAGGUUGGCGCAACGUCGUCAAAGGUAGGCUUUCGUCUUGUCCAACACGGACCACAUCUAC